Molecule: messenger RNA, 1270 nt
Organism: Seriola aureovittata
Lineage: Eukaryota; Metazoa; Chordata; Actinopteri; Carangiformes; Carangidae
Product: blue-sensitive opsin-like
Exons: 5
Coding region: 31-1086 (351 amino acids)
Biological process (GO): G protein-coupled receptor signaling pathway; phototransduction; visual perception
Cellular component (GO): photoreceptor outer segment; membrane
Molecular function (GO): G protein-coupled receptor activity
Source: RefSeq, a predicted model, not a curated record
UGAUUUUUCUUAUUUACAUAAAGGGCAAAAAUGAAGCACGGCCGCGUUACGGAGCUUCCGGAGGACUUCUACAUCCCCAUCGCUCUGGAUACGGACAACAUCACAUCUCUCAGCCCCUUCCUCAUCCCCCAGGACCAUCUAGCAAGUUCAGGCACCUUCUAUGCAAUGUCUUUCUUCAUGUUUUUUAUAUUUAUUGUGGGCACUGCCAUCAAUGUGCUUACAAUUGCAUGUACCGCUCAAUACAAGAAGCUCCGUUCCCACCUCAACUACAUCCUGUUGAACUUGGCUGUGGCCAACCUUCUUGUGUCCUGUGUGGGCUCCUCCACCGCCUGCUGCACCUUUGCAUCCAGAUAUUUCAUCUUUGGACCUCUGGCAUGCAAGAUUGAAGGUUUUAUGGUAACACUUGGCGGUAUGGUAAGCCUGUGGUCUCUGGCUGUGGUAGCUUUUGAAAGAUGGCUGGUCAUCUGCAAGCCACUUGGGAACUUUGUUUUCAAGCCCGACCAUGCUAUAGCCUGCUGCGUAUUCACCUGGGUGAUCGGAUUAAUUGCCUCAGGUCCUCCACUGGUCGGAUGGAGCAGGUAUAUCCCAGAGGGCCUGCAGUGCUCCUGUGGCCCAGACUGGUACACAACUAACAACAAAUACAACAAUGAGUCCUACGUGAUGUUCCUUUUCUGCUUCUGCUUUGCUGUUCCCCUCUCCACCAUUGUCUUCUGCUACGGUCAGCUGCUCAUCACACUGAAAAUGGCAGCGAAGGCCCAGGCUGAGUCUGCCUCCACCCAGAAGGCAGAGAGGGAAGUGACCAGGAUGGUGGUUGUCAUGGUGAUGGGCUUCCUGGUGUGCUGGCUGCCCUACGCCUCUUUUGCUCUGUGGGUUGUGAACAACCGUGGGCAACCGUUCGACCUGAGAUUUGCGUCUAUACCAUCUGUCUUUUCCAAGGCCUCUGCAGUCUACAACCCAGUUAUCUAUGUCUUACUCAACAAACAGUUCCGUUCAUGCAUGAUGAAGAUGCUGGGAAUGGGUGGAGGUGAUGAUGAAGAGUCGUCGACGCAGUCAGUGACCGAAGUCUCCAAAGUUGGGCCUGCUUAGACCGAACAUCCACAUUGUUUUCAUUUCAUCGUCAAAAUACUGCUGCACAGGCGACCGAUAAUUUGUGUAUUGUAAAUAUGUACGCAUGAUGGUGUUUUGUGCAAUAAUUUGCAUAGAUACCACACUUUAUUUCUAUAGGGAAUGAUUAACACUUUUUUUGCACAGCAAAUAUAAAAAGAUUAAA